UUCUAUUCUUUUUUUUUUUUUUUUUUGGGAUUGAUAGAGAUCCGUUUCAACAUGAUUGAGAUUAAACCGGUCGGAUAGAAGCAGGUGAGAGGUUAAUAACUAUCCCUGCAUGUAGGACGAAUUUGCUUAACGUUCGGCCGGCAAGGGCUCGAAACGUUACGUUUCGACGCGGAGCGAAAACGCAACGGUCUGGAUUUGUGACUUUCAACGACCAGGAUUUCCUUUGACGAAUCCAUCACAAGUGGCUGCAUCAGCUGCAUCACCAUCCAUCUAACUGUCCCAAAUUUUCGAAGGGCAGGAGAAGAGGACCAACGCUGAGGAAGAGAAAAUCAGAAUCUGUUGACUGUUGCAACACCGGGGGCUGGAGCCGAAGAAUCUAUUUCUGUGUGCAGUCAUAAUCUCAAUAAAUUUUCACUCUUUUCAAAAUCGACGUGCUAAACUCAUUCUUAAUGCGCUAUUAACUCCAUCGGCAUGCCCUUUUCUCGCAUUGGUUGAUAUCUAAUCUCUAAUAUUUGCUUUGUUUUUCAAUCAUCGUUGUUGAGCUACAGAGCCUGCACGCUGAGUUUGCACUCAUCAGAAGCAUGGAGGUUGACUGAGGCAAAUUCAAGGAACCAGGGGGCUCGUUCUGAGAAAAGCUUCCAAGCACUCAGAUAAUAGUUAGGUGCCAAUGCACAUAAAUUUUUGUUGCCAUUCAGUACAGGGAGACUCGAGAGGAUAUCAUCCUUCAACAAAUUGCUUCGCGUAAUUUAUCUUUUACUUUCUUGGGAACAAACAAAUGUCAGUUUCAAGGUUUCUCUUCAGUAACGGCACCCUCUUGCACUCCCCUGAUGCUCCUCCGGCCAAAGUCCUCCUUGAAGCUCAUCCAGUUUACUUGUAACCCAGGUGCUUACACAACCUCACGUACUCACGACUCUGGUUCCUACUUAUUAUUCUGGAAAAGACACAUGAAAAGGCUUUCACAAUCCAUACACACUUUAUCAAACUUGGCUCCACAACUGCUAUUUGAAUCUGACAAAUCUACUAGUUUGUCAUCAUCAGUUAACUUACCGAUAUGGCAACCCACAGUACAGAUGCUUGUUAAUGAUUCAAUCAGCAAGGUCUUGCCAAUUGCAUUGAAAGAGAGAAAGGAUUGUGAAGAACUGGCUAUCACAACUCUUGUUUGUGGUAAUUUGGACGCGCUGAAUGCACGGGAGACUAUGGAAUAUGAAGAAAGAUUAAGCAAGAUUCUUGAGGUGCAUGUACACGUUGAGACUUAUAUUCCUCCUUCAUUUGGUGUAAAGGAAAAUGGUGUAAAUUUGGCUUUGGUGGGCCAUGGGAGGAAUCUCGCAUCUGCAAAGUAUUCAGAUUGGGUAAGGUUGAGGCAGAGUCUGGAAAAGCUCAGGCCACCUUUAGUGACAGAACUGUUGCUGUCAAAUGAUGGUGAUAGAGUACUUGAAGGUUGUCUAACAAACUUUUUUGUUGUUUGCCGCAAGGAUACAGAUGCAGGUAAUGACAGUCACAUAAAUGGACACUCUUUUGAAGUACAGACAGCUCCUAUCAGCGAUGGCGUCCUGCCAGGAAUUAUACGUCAAGUAGUUAUUGAAGCAUGUAGGAGCAAAGGAAUCCCAUUUCGUGAAGUUGCACCAUCAUGGUCAGAAUGUGAAAUGUGGGAGGAAGCAUUCAUCACAAAUAGCUUGAGGGUUUUGCAGCAUGUGAAUAGCGUUCAGGUUCCAACGGUUUGGCAAUCAGUCCAUUCUAAAACGUGGAAGGAUAUAUCAUGGAAAAAGAAGAACUUUCAGGUUGGACCUGGGAAGAUCACUACUAUAAUUCAGGAACUGAUCAUGGAGAAGGUAGUACAAGAAGGGUAUGCAAGCGGUAACUUUUACAAGGACUGAAAAUUAAACAAAAAAUAAUUACAGUUUUAGAGAAACCAAUCUACCUUGCCUAUACUGUUCCUGCUGUUAUGUUUCACAAAACACCAUCUUUUGUUGUGUGAGACUGAGACACGAGUGGCCAGAGUAAGUGGGAAGCUGGUGCAUAGGGAAUUUUAUGCAGGGGUGUAAUCAAACUGCUGGUGGUCUCUAAUGGUAUUAAGAAUGCAAGAUGAGCUGUUCAAAAGAAUAAUGUUAGUUAUUAUUAGGUACUGGUAGUUAGAGUCCUUUUGAUUUGGUUUGUGUAGUUUGUUUUGGAAGUGGUUGAUAAAUGAUUACAAGUCAGAUGGUUUUUCCUUUCUAUAA
Messenger RNA from Prosopis cineraria, 2216 nucleotides. RefSeq lists its product as uncharacterized. Gene Ontology annotation, molecular function: catalytic activity. The record is from RefSeq and is a predicted model, not a curated record. Lineage: Eukaryota; Viridiplantae; Streptophyta; Magnoliopsida; Fabales; Fabaceae. Bases 828 to 1874 code for a protein of 348 amino acids. The transcript is spliced from 9 exons.